ACAGAUAAAAACAUAAAAACCAAAUUGAAGUCGUCGCCUCUGCUAAGCUCAGCAGUCAAAUUCCAUUUUGCGAUUAUCAUUUCAACCAAAAGAAUUUCUCUGAUUUUUCAUUACCACUGUUCCAGCUGCCGAGUUUUCGAUUCAAUCAUCUUCUUCUUUUUCUAUAAGAAAUGGCGGUUGGGAAGGAACAGGUGACUCAUGAGAUUGUGAAGCCUCGUAAUGACAAAAGAGAGUACAGAAGAAUCGUCCUUAAGAACUCCCUUGAAGUUCUACUCGUCAGUGAUCCUGAUACCGAUAAGAGUGCCGCUUCCAUGACUGUUGAUGUUGGUUCGUUCAGCGACCCCGAAGGCCUAGAGGGUUUAGCCCAUUUUCUUGAGCAUAUGCUGUUUUAUGCAAGUGAAAAGUAUCCACAGGAGGACAGUUACUCAAAAUAUAUCACAGAGCAUGGUGGUAGCAUGAAUGCCUUUACGGCAUCGGAGGAGACAAAUUAUUAUUUUGAUGUCAAUGCUGAUUGUUUUGAGGAGGCUUUGGACAGAUUUGCUCAAUUUUUCAUCAAACCUUUAAUGUCUCCUGAUGCUACAAUGAGAGAAAUCAAAGCGGUUGAUUCUGAGAAUCAAAAAAAUUUAUUGUCUGAUGGGUGGAGAAUGCACCAGCUUCAAAGUCAUAUAAGUUCUGAAAGCCAUCCAUUUCAUAAAUUCAGCACAGGGAACUGGGAGACAUUGGAGGUUCAACCAAAAGCUAAAGGGCUGGAUACAAGGCAUGAACUUCUAAAAUUUUAUGAAAAUAAUUAUUCAUCCAAUGUCAUGCAUCUGGUUGUAUAUGCAAAAGAAAAACUUGAUAAAGUACAAAUCCUCGUGGAAAACAUAUUUCAAGAUAUUCCAAAUCAUAACUGCAAUCGCGCUAAUUUUCCUGGUCAGCCAUGCACGUCCGAACAUCUCCAGGUUCUUGUUAGAGCCAUCCCAAUUAAAGAAGGUCAUAAACUGAGAAUUAUUUGGCCAAUAACUCCCGAGAUUCAUCAUUACAAGGAAGGGCCAUGCCGGUAUCUAGGUCAUCUUAUUGGCCAUGAAGGAGAAGGAUCCUUGUAUUACGUUCUUAAAACAUUAGGUUGGGCAACAGGGCUCUCAGCCGGUGAAUCUGAUUCCACCAUGAAUUUUUCCUUUUUCAAAGUAGUAAUAGAUCUCACUGAUGUUGGUCAAGAACACAUGCAGGAAGUUAUUGGGCUUCUCUUUAGAUACAUUAGCCUUUUGAAGCAAUCAGGUAUAUGUCAAUGGAUAUUUGAUGAGCUUUCAGCUAUUUGUGAGACGAAGUUCCAUUAUGCUGAUAAAAUUCGUCCUAUUAACUAUGUAAUCAGCCUUUCAUUGAAUAUGCAGUUGUAUCCGCCGGAGGAUUGGCUAGUUGGUUCGUCCUUGCCUUCAAAAUUCGAUCCAAAAUUGAUAGGAACAGUUCUGGAUCAGCUUUCAGUAGAUAAUGUCCGCAUCUUUUGGGAGUCGAAGAAAUUUGAAGGCAAGACGGAUAAGGUUGAGAAGUGGUAUGGAACUGCUUACUCCAUCGAGAAAAUUUCUGGUCCUUUGGUUCAGGAUUGGAUGCAAUCUGCUCCUGAUGUGAAUUUGCAUCUACCAGCUUCGAACAUUUUCAUCCCUACUGAUUUAUCGCUUAAACGUGCAUGUGAAAAGGUCGAGUUUCCGGUUCUGCUAAGGAAGUCAUCAUAUUCAUCGAUAUGGUACAAACCCGACACAAUGUUCUCCACACCCAAGGCAUAUGUUAAGAUUGAUUUUAUCUGUCCCCAUGCUGAUAUCUCACCUGAAGCAGAAGUCCUAACGGCAAUUUUCACGAGGUUAUUGAUGGAUUAUCUGAAUGAAUACGCUUAUUAUGCGGAGGUUGCUGGGCUAUAUUAUGGCAUAAACCUCAUAGAUUCUGGUUUCCAGGUGACUCUGAAUGGUUACAACCACAAAUUAAGGGUUCUAUUGGAAACUAUAGUUGAAAAAAUUGCAAAAUUCAGUGUGAAACCUGAUAGGUAUCUCGUCAUCAAGGAAACUUUGUUGAAGGACUACCAAAAUUUCAAGUUUCAGCAGCCCUAUCAGCAGGCUUUGUACUAUUGUUCGUUAAUACUUGAAGAUCGGACAUGGCCAUUAAUGGACGAACUUGCAAUCCUUCCACACUUGGGGGCUCGAGAUCUAGAUAAAUUUGUUCCCACUUUGCUCUCAAGUGCCUACUUGGAAUGUUUCAUUGCAGGAAACAUUGAAAGGAUUGAAGCUGAAUCAAUGAUCGAUCACAUUGAAGAUACGUUCUUCAAGGGGCCAAAUCCAAUAUCACGACCGUUAAAUCCAUCACAGUAUCCAGCCAAUAGAAUUGUGAAGCUUGAGAGGGGCAUUGGUUAUUUCUAUUCAGCAGAGGGUCUCAAUUCAAAUGACGAGAAUUCCGCUCUUGUUCACUACAUUCAGGUGCAUCGAGAUGAAUUUCUACAGAAUGUGAAGCUUCAGCUUUUUGCUCAUGUGGCAAAACAAGCAGCUUUUCAUCAGCUUAGAACUGUUGAACAACUUGGCUAUAUUACUGUUCUAGCGCAAAGCAAUCACUGUGGUAUACGUGGAGUUCAAUUUAUCAUUCAAUCCACUGUCAAGGGUCCUCGAGGUAUUGAUUUGAGAGUAGAAGCGUUCCUGGACAUGUUUGAGAAAAAGCUCGUUGAGAUGACCAUUGAUGAAUUCAAGAGCAAUGUAAAUGCUUUAGUAGAUGCGAAGCUUGAGAAAUUCAAGAACUUGAAGGAAGAAUCUAGAUUUUACUGGGGAGAGAUUUCUGGAGGGACACUCAAAUUCGAUAGGAGAGAAUCAGAGGUUGCACUCUUAAAGACACUCACACAUCAAGAUUUGAUCAACUUCUUCAACGAACACAUAAAAGUUGGUGCGCCUUGUAAAAAGUCUUUAAGUGUUCGGGUUUACGGAAAUCUUCAUUCCUCAGAGUAUUCUGGAGAUUUAAAUCAACCACUUCAACCCAACACCGUAAAAAUAGAUGACAUUUUCAGCUUCAGAAGAUCACAGCCACUUUAUGGUUCCUUCAAAGGAGCAUAUGGUAAUGUGAAGUUGUAGUGGGCUUUGAACUCCCUUUUCUCAUGAUGCAUAUUUCCACACAGCUCUUGACAAAACUGAGGCUUUGAAUGUUAAAAUACUUUUAAAAAUUUUGUUGAGUUGUGGAGGAGCCAUCUUAUGUUGUGAAUGAGAUGAAUGGAGCAUUGAUCUGCAGCAAGUUGGAUUCGUUGUGAAGUGAAGAAGAUGGGUUUGAAUCCAUUGGUUGCAAAGUGGUCUUCUUCUGUUGGAUAAUAAAAGAACCUCUCAAUAAAAGCUUUUGCUGAUCCCUAAACCUUAGCUAUGCUUGAAUAAUGUUCUGACAAUUUUGUUAUUUAUUUACUAACCCUACUUGUGGGUGACAUCAUAAUUAUUUCCUUGAUUCAA
Molecule: messenger RNA, 3443 nt
Organism: Cucumis melo (muskmelon)
Lineage: Eukaryota; Viridiplantae; Streptophyta; Magnoliopsida; Cucurbitales; Cucurbitaceae
Product: insulin-degrading enzyme-like 1, peroxisomal
Exons: 27
Coding region: 171-3080 (969 amino acids)
Biological process (GO): peptide catabolic process
Cellular component (GO): mitochondrion; cytosol
Molecular function (GO): metalloendopeptidase activity; metal ion binding
Source: RefSeq, a predicted model, not a curated record